UUCCCCAUCAUUUCUUUGAGAGCUUCUCCAUUCUUCAUCAACUUUGAGACCUCUCUCUCUCUCUCUCUCUAGUUAACAGUUCUUAUUCAUAUUCUUAGUUACAGGCCAUUGUAGAGGGUGUUAGUGGAAUUGUUGAGAAGUUUGAUCAGUUGGAUUGGAGAUGGCUCCUGUGACACUUCCACCUGGUUUUAGGUUUCACCCCACUGAUGAGGAAUUGGUGGCCUAUUAUCUCAAGAGAAAGAUUCAUGGCUGGAAGAUUGAUCUUGAGAUAAUCCCUGAGGUUGAUCUCUAUAAAUGUGAGCCAUGGGAUUUACCAGAUAAAUCCUUCUUGCCAAGCAAAGAUCUCGAGUGGUACUUUUUCAGCCCUAGAGAUCGCAAGUAUCCGAAUGGAUCGAGAACAAAUCGAGCAACCCAGGCUGGUUAUUGGAAGGCAACAGGGAAAGAUCGCAAAAUUAACUCACAGAAGCGUUCAGUGGGCAUGAAAAAGACGCUUGUUUAUUACCGAGGCCGAGCACCCCAUGGUUUACGAACCAAUUGGGUCAUGCAUGAGUAUCGCCUUGACGAGAAGGAAUGUGUGGCAGUGUCAGGAUUGCAAGAUGCUUAUGCAUUAUGCCGCAUAUUCAAGAAGAGUGGAACCAUCCCCAAGAUUGGAGAACAAUACGGUGGCGGUGCCCAAAAUCAAAACCAAUGGGUGCAAAAUGACUAUGCAUCUGGCAUGGAACUCUCAGAAGGAAAGGGAGAUGAUUAUGAUAAUAAUGAUUAUCGGUUCCCAUCAGACAAUUCUUCCUCUGAAAUCAUACAAUGUGCCCAAGUCGACAGAGCCACUAGAGAUGGGAGAUGGACACAAUUUCUCUCAGAUGAGGUUGUUAGUUCAAUGUGCCAGUUCCCAAACUCCAUGAACUCUUCAUUUGUACCAUCAAAGGCUGAAGUUGCCAUGGAGUGUGCACUGCUUCAAAAUAGACUAUCAUGGCCUCCUAUGGAGAUCGAAGAGUUUCCGCAAGUUGGUACAUCAAACACAAUGUUCCUUGAACCUGGGGUCUUCGAAACCUACACAGUGGAGGAGGAAAACAAGGAUUAUAAGAAUGAAGUGGACAUCCUAGAAGAAAUAUUGAACAUAGCUUCUGCUUCUCAGGAAAAUAAUGCCAUUGCUGUAAACCCGAUUGCUGGAACACCAUCGGACUACACUGAUAUUUGGUUAGGAAGCUUUCCUAAUCUAGAAGAUAACUUAUCGCACAAUGUUAAUUACCAUGGUCAUGGUAGCGAGGAUGUUCAUGCAAAGAUUGAAUCUCAAGAACUUUGUAAUGCAAUGGAAGCAUCAACAGUUCAUGGGAAAUCCUAUGGCUUGGUAGGUGAGUCAAGGUCGAUAGAGGUUCGCAACACUGAUCGAAUUUCAAGUUGUAGAGUGCAGCCUAGAAAGAAUGGGCUUCCUCAAGAUGCUAGAGAAGAUAGGAGUAAACUAAACAAUAUCAUGGAGGAGCCACUAAUUAGAAGCAAACAAUCUGAGGAAUACCAGUACAGAACUCUCCUGGUAGAAGCCAUAUCUGGUGAUAAAGUAGAUUGCACAGGAGGUGAGGCGCAUUAUGACCAACUUAAAGGCUUCAAUGACUCCGAGCAUAUGACUAGUAUUUUGUCAAACUAUACAAAUGGAUAUGUUGCAGAUAACAUGAAGAUGGUUGUGGCAAAAGAACAGAAAGUGACCACUCAAUCUUUUCAUGGGGAAAAUGAUCGUGAUACCACUAACAAAUCAGAUUUUGACAUUCUUGAGCAAGUUGAAGUUAGUCAUGGGUUCUCCAUUUCAAAUUGUCAGCAUGCUACCACAUUCUUUCAAAGGGUUGAGCCCUCGAGGUUGUUAACUGUGCACAUAAAUGAGCUUGGUCCUACAGAUUUCGAGAGAGAAGGGUUGGAAGCUACUCAGGGCUUCCUAUGUAGCCCUAACAUGAAAUCUGUAGUCUCAGAUAGAAGCGAAAUUCUGAAUGAGUUUCAGCAUAGUAAAGGAUGGUGGCUUACAAGCAUGGAGGAUAAAAGAGCACCAGAAUUAAAGAGCUUUACAUCUUUGAGAAGCCCUUGUGAUGCAUACCAAUGGAUAGAGCUAGAGGUUGUGAGCAUGGAACCAAUGGCAACAAGCCAUAAGGUAAUAGCUAGAGAUUGCUACAUGAAUUUUCUUUCAUCUACUAAAGAUACAGCUGCAAUUCUCACCACCUCAAGGCCUCCACAACCUGAAGACCCAAUUGUCAUUAAACCCAGGAAAAAGUGUGGCCCGGUUUUCCAAAGAAUCAAAAUAUUCUUGGGAAUCAUGGCAGUGAUAAUGUCAAGGAUGUCCUUCGGAGAGGAACUCACGCCCGCAUCCGCAACUGAUGGCCAUUCCUCCAAGGUCAGGUAUUGGAAGAAGAGAAGGAAUGAGAGACAUGAGUUCGAUACUACGAAAGACAGUAAAGAUCAGAGUGAUAAGAGCAUUAUAUCAAGGAGGGGCCUCUCAAAUCUACUAAAAGAGAAGUUGAUCCCUAAAUGUCUAGGAAAGCUUCUACCUCUCUUCCCCAUAGCAUUGGGUAUGUAUGCUUGUUGGACGCAUCCUUAUCACCUCUUCUUCUAAAGAUGAGGGCGAAGGUUGUCCUCUUUUGUAGCAUAUGGGGUGGGGGAUUAUUUGGAACCAUGGAGGAGGAAGAAGUACAAAGUUCAGCCUAGGUGGUAGGACUCUACUUUGAGAAUUCUAAUAAAAAAAACAUUAUAAAUCAUUUAGGAAAUUAUCAAUAUGUUGGAAUAUGUACUACUAUAUAUUUGUUAGGGAAAGCAAAGCUUUUC
Messenger RNA from Amborella trichopoda, 2799 nucleotides. Its product is annotated as NAC domain-containing protein 54. NCBI's taxonomy places the organism in Eukaryota, Viridiplantae, Streptophyta, Magnoliopsida, Amborellales, Amborellaceae. The record is from RefSeq and is a predicted model, not a curated record. Gene Ontology annotation, molecular function: DNA binding. Gene Ontology annotation, biological process: regulation of DNA-templated transcription.